This is a messenger RNA of Platichthys flesus (European flounder), 5722 nucleotides long. RefSeq names its product sodium channel, voltage-gated, type IV, alpha, b (gene scn4ab). The coding region runs from base 196 to 5445 and encodes 1749 amino acids. Gene Ontology annotation, cellular component: plasma membrane; axon; voltage-gated sodium channel complex. The transcript is spliced from 31 exons. The record is from RefSeq and is a predicted model, not a curated record. NCBI's taxonomy places the organism in Eukaryota, Metazoa, Chordata, Actinopteri, Pleuronectiformes, Pleuronectidae. Gene Ontology annotation, molecular function: protein binding; voltage-gated sodium channel activity. Gene Ontology annotation, biological process: membrane depolarization during action potential; sodium ion transmembrane transport; neuronal action potential.
GCAGGCAACGAAGGCGAGGCCAGCAAACACGAGUGGAAUAGAGACAGACACUUAUAGUGAGAGACAGACAGGUGGACAGACAGGUUUCUUACACUCUGAUGUUUAUGUGAAUAUUUUGGGAAGAUACAACAGAAACAGUUUCCUGUCCAGUCGCUCUCCGAAGGUGGGGUUCAGGCAGUGCUGCAUAAUGUCAGGAUGGCACCUAUGCUGCCCCCUCUUGGCGUGGAAGUCUUUAAACGCUUUACACCUGCUUCACUAGAGGAAAUCCAACAGCGACAUGAAGCUGAAGAGAAAGAGGAUCAGAAAAGGAAGGAAAAAAACAUUGAGGUAGCGGAGGAAGAUCUUCCUAAACCAGCAAGUGACCUUGAGGCUGGGAAAACCCUACCAUUCAUCUAUGGAGAACCCCCCGCUGGGCUCCUCAACAGCCCAUUGGAGGAUCUGGAUCCCUUCUAUCAAUCACACAAGACGUUCAUCGUGCUCAGUAGAGGAAACAUCAUCUACAGGUUUAAUGCUGAACCCGCCUGUUUCCUACUUAGUCCAUUCAGUCGUUUGAGAACCUUCGCCAUUAGGAUCCUCAUCCAUUCUUUAUUCAGCUUAUUCAUCAUGAUGACGAUUAUGACAAACUGUGCUUUCAUGACGAUGAGUGAUCCGCCGCCUUGGAGCAAGACUGUGGAAUACGUGUUUACAUUCAUCUACACGUUUGAGGCAACAAUCAAAGUUUUGUCACGAGGAUUCUGCGUCGGAGACUUCACCUUCCUCAGAGACCCCUGGAACUGGCUCGACUUCAUGGUCAUCAGCAUGGCAUAUCUGACAGAGUUCGUAGAUUUGGGAAACGUUUCUGCGUUGCGAACGUUCAGAGUUCUUCGAGCACUGAAGACCAUCACAGUCAUCCCUGGUCUAAAGACGAUUGUCGGAGCUCUCAUCCAAUCAGUGAAGAAGCUUGCUGAUGUCAUGAUCCUGACGGUGUUCUGCCUCAGUGUCUUUGCUCUGAUCGGUCUUCAGCUCUUCAUGGGAAACCUGAGACAGAAAUGUGUCCUGAUACCUCCGUUGCUUAGGAGCAACUCUUCUGAUGUUGAUCCUAAAACCUUUUACCUUGGUAACAUCACCCUCAGCAACCAAACCUGUGGCAAUGACACAGGAACCAGCUACUUUGAUUUCUAUGAGUAUAUCAACAACCCAGAAAAUCAUUACUUCCUUCCUGGAAACAUGGAUGCUCUGCUCUGUGGAAACAGUUCUGAUGCAGGGGUCUGUCCCGAGGGUUUCAUGUGUCUGAAAACGGGUAGAAAUCCAAACUACGGUUACACCAGCUAUGACUCGUUUGGUUGGGCAUUUCUGGCUCUGUUCAGACUCAUGACCCAGGACUUCUGGGAAAAUCUCUUCAUGCUGACAUUGAGAGCAGCAGGUAAAAUCUACAUGAUCUUCUUUGUGUUCGUCAUCUUCCUGGGCUCGUUUUACCUCAUUAACCUGAUCCUGGCGGUGGUUGCAAUGGCGUACGCUGAGCAGAAUAAGGCCACGCUUUCUGAGGCAAAACGCAAAGAGGAGGAGUACGCUGAGAUCGUGGAAGCGCUGAAGAAGAGAGACGAGGAGGCGGCCUGCAUUGCGGUGCUUUCAGAAUCACACAACCCAAAUGCAACGCAGAGUCAUGAUCAAGACCACACUGCCAUAGAAGAUUUUGAGGAUGACCAGAGGCCGUGUCCCGUGUGUUGGUAUGCCUUCGCUGAUGUCUUCUUGAAGUGGAACUGCUGCAGCUGCUGGAGGUGGCUGAAACAGCGGCUCCACACCAUCGUCAUGGACCCGUUUGUUGACCUCGGCAUCACCAUGUGCAUCGUUCUCAACACGGUCUUCAUGGCCUUGGAGCAUUAUCCAAUGACGGAGGAGUUUGAGGAGCUGCUGAGCAUCGGGAACCUGGUUUUCACAGGGAUCUUCACAGCUGAGAUGGUCUUCAAACUUCUGGCCAUGGACCCAUAUUACUACUUUCAGGUGGGCUGGAACAUCUUUGACAGCAUCAUUGUCACAAUGAGUCUGGCGGAGCUCGGACUGGCUGAUGUUCAGGGCCUGUCUGUGCUGCGCUCAUUCCGAUUGAUGCGAGUCUUUAAGCUGGCCAAGUCGUGGCCAACCCUCAACAUGCUGAUUAAGAUCAUCGGGAACUCUGUGGGGGCUCUGGGGAACCUGACCCUGGUUCUAGCGAUCAUUGUUUUCAUCUUUGCCGUCGUCGGUAUGCAGCUGUUUGGGAAGAACUACAAAGAUUGUGUCUGUCGCAUCGCGGAGGACUGUGAACUUCCUCGUUGGCACAUGAACGACUUUUUCCACGCAUUCCUCAUCAUCUUUAGAGUCCUGUGUGGAGAGUGGAUCGAGACCAUGUGGGACUGCAUGGAGGUCUCAGGUCAGGCCAUGUGUCUGAUUGUCUUUAUGAUGGUCAUGGUCCUCGGAAACCUAGUGGUCCUGAAUCUGUUCCUGGCCCUGCUGCUUAGCUCUUUCAGUGGAGAUAAUCUGGCAGCUCCAGAAGAUGAAGGAGAAAACAAUUUGCAGAUUGCAAUGAAUCGGAUUAACAGGGCUGUGUCCUGGACAAGGUCUAGGAUUGUGGAGCAUAUCAGGACUCUGAUGGGGAAGAAGAACCAUGAACAAGAACAAAUCGGAGUUGAUGGUGAAGAUGAUAACAAGAUCUCAAAGGAGAUUUUACCUUUAACCUCUGUGACUUCAGACCAACAACUGUCAGAGAUAAACAGCCUCAGCUGUAAUCAUGACAAUGUGAGGGUGCCCAUUGCCAAGGCAGAGUCGGAAUCUGAGACAUCUGAAAGUGAAGAUGAGGAGGGUGACGAGGAAGAGAAAGAAAACCAUUCCCAAUGUGACGAGUCAUCGUUCUGCAGCACAGUAAAGACAGUUCCGGAUAUCAAAGAGGAUGAAGAUGAUCAAGAUCAUGAGUCAAACACACCUGAGGACUGUUGUACCACCAAGUGCUAUCAUAGAUGUCCGUUCCUAGAAAUAGACCCUUCCCAGGGCAGAGGUAGGGUUUGGUCUAACUUCAGGAGAACAUGUUUCUCCAUCGUAGAACACAACUACUUUGAGACUUUCAUCAUCUUCAUGAUUCUGCUGAGCAGUGGAGCGCUGGCAUUCGAGGACAUUUACUUGGAGCAGCGUCGGGUGAUAAAGAUGGUCCUGGAAUAUGCAGACCAGGUGUUCACCUACGUGUUUGUAAUCGAGAUGUUUCUCAAGUGGAUCGCAUAUGGAUUCAAGACCUACUUUACCAACGCAUGGUGUUGGCUGGACUUCGUAAUCGUAGAUGUAUCUCUGGUAUCACUGACAGCAAACAUCCUGGGAUACUCAGACCUGGGAGCCAUUAAGUCUCUCAGGACUCUUAGAGCUCUGAGGCCCUUGAGGGCCCUGUCCCGCUUUGAGGGGAUGAGGGUGGUGGUGAAUGCUCUGGUCGGAGCGAUCCCGUCGAUCUUUAAUGUUCUUCUCGUCUGUUUGAUCUUCUGGUUAAUCUUCAGCAUCAUGGGAGUAAAUAUGUUUGCAGGAAAGUUUUAUUACUGUUUCAACGAAACUUCAUCAGAGAGGUUUCAUCCUGAUGACGUCAAUAACAAGACUGAGUGUCUCGCACUGAUCAACGCAAACUUCAAUGACGCGCGCUGGAAGAACUUAAAGGUCAACUACGACAAUGUGGGAAUGGGCUACCUGUCGCUGCUGCAAGUGGCCACAUUCAAAGGCUGGAUGGAGAUCAUGUACGCAGCAGUGGACUCCAGAGACGUGGAGUCACAGCCGAUGUACGAGGACAACCUGUACAUGUACCUGUACUUUGUCUGUUUCAUCAUCUUCGGCUCCUUCUUCACUCUCAACCUCUUCAUUGGAGUCAUCAUUGACAAUUUCAACCAGCAGAAAGCAAAGAUGGGAGGAACAGAUCUUUUCAUGACGGAAGAGCAGAAGAAAUAUUAUAAUGCCAUGAAGAAACUGGGCUCCAAGAAACCUCAAAAGCCUGUACCACGCCCCCAGAACAAGUUCCAGGGUUUGGUCUUUGACCUUGUGACAAAACAGUUUUUCGACAUCUUCAUCAUGGUGCUGAUCUGCCUCAACAUGGUGACGAUGAUGGUGGAGACGGAUGAACAGAGCGCAGGGAAAGAGAUGGUCCUGUAUUGGGUCAACCUCGUCUUCAUCAUCAUUUUCUCGACAGAGUGUUCUCUGAAGAUCAUCGCGCUCAGGCAGCACUACUUCGCUGUAGGAUGGAAUAUCUUUGACUUUGUGGUCGUCAUCUUGUCCAUCGGAGGUCUCCUCCUCGCUGACAUCAUAGAGAAGUACUUUGUCUCGCCAACGCUCUUUCGUGUCAUUCGAUUGGCUCGUAUCGGUCGAAUUCUUCGUCUCAUUCGUGGAGCGAAGGGAAUCAGGACCCUGCUCUUCGCCCUGAUGAUGUCACUUCCUGCCCUCUUCAACAUCGGUCUCCUCCUCUUCCUCAUCAUGUUCAUCUUCUCCAUAUUUGGGAUGUCCAACUUUGCAUACGUGAAGAAGGAGGGCAUGAUAGAUGACAUGUUUAACUUUGAGAACUUUGGGAACAGUAUGAUCUGUUUGUUCAUGAUCACCACGUCAGCGGGAUGGGAUGGUCUGCUGAGUCCCAUCAUGAACACACCACCGGACUGCGACCCAGACAUUGAGAACCCAGGAUCCUUGGUCCGAGGGAACUGUGGCAGCCCAGCGUUGGGUAUUGUCUUCUUCACCACAUAUAUCAUCAUGUCCUUCCUCGUGGUGGUCAACAUGUAUAUCGCCAUCAUCCUGGAGAACUUCAACGUGGCCACAGAGGAGAGCAGCGAUCCGCUGUGUGAGGACGACUUCGAGAUGUUUUAUGAAACCUGGGAGAAGUUUGAUCCCAACGCGUCACAGUUUAUUCAGUACAGUCAGCUGUCGGACUUCUGCGACAUUCUGCAGGAUCCUCUGAGGAUUCCCAAACCUAACACUGUCAAACUGAUCCGCAUGGAUCUUCCUCUGGUUCCUGGCGAUAAGAUUCACUGUCUGGAUGUCCUGCUCGCUCUCACUGCACAGGUGUUGGGUGAUUCAGGAGCGAUGGAUUCCCUCAAAGCAAACAUGGAGGAGAAAUUCAUGGCCAACAACCCAUCCAAGGUGUCAUAUGAACCAAUCAGCAGCACCCUGAGGAGGAAGCAUGAAGAGGUGGCGGCGAUGGUUAUCCAGAGAGCGUACAGGAAACACCUCCUGCGGCGGACAGUCAAAGUGGCGUCCUACAAAUAUCGCAAGAAGACGAGGGGGCGACAAGAUGAGGAUUUGUCUCUGGAGACAAAAGGACUUGUGUUUAAACGGAUCAGUCAGCUGUACGGAGACAACCAGGACUCUGCUGAGUCAUUGGCUCAGGUGGAGCUUCAGAGUGAGUUUCUCCUUCACGCUGCUCCUCCAGUCACCGCCCCUAAGCUACUGCAAGAUGAGAACCUGAGAGAGUCGACCGUGUGAUGAGGCCUUGUGUUUAAUGUCUCUUCUCUUUUCUGCAUUGUGUGAACUCACCUGUUUCCUGUUGGCAGACCCACAACUAUUUAGCUUCAGAAUCAGGAGACUAAAGCUCAUCAGGCUGAAUAUGCAUCAGUUCUGUUCCUCUUAUCAAAAAUGUUUUAUAACUUUGUCCUCAUUUUCAUCUGAUACUUUUUAAUCAUUUUUCUUAACCUCUGUGUUUGAUUAUAGACUAGUAAUCUGUGGGUGUUGGCUUAAUGAUCAUAUUAAAGGGUUCUUAUUG